Onychostoma macrolepis is the source of this 5568-nucleotide messenger RNA. RefSeq names its product SET domain bifurcated histone lysine methyltransferase 1a (gene setdb1a). Gene Ontology annotation, molecular function: histone H3K9 methyltransferase activity; protein binding; zinc ion binding. Gene Ontology annotation, biological process: negative regulation of gene expression; heterochromatin organization. Gene Ontology annotation, cellular component: nucleus. The record is from RefSeq and is a predicted model, not a curated record. The coding region runs from base 241 to 5166 and encodes 1641 amino acids. The transcript is spliced from 21 exons. NCBI's taxonomy places the organism in Eukaryota, Metazoa, Chordata, Actinopteri, Cypriniformes, Cyprinidae.
UGUCUCUUGUAGACUGCAUCCGCCAACGAGCGCACAGAUACAGUAACAGACUGGACAUUGUUUACCUCAAUGCGUUUUUAGUUGUUUUAUUGCGCACUUUUUAGUUUUUCAUGUGAUGUCGGAGAUUGUAGGCAAUCCAUAAAGAGUCUUCCUUGCAGUACUGGCAGAUUUUGUGCUUUGCCGACAUAUAAACAAGCGGAACAGUGUCCGCCAUACAAUCCUGCAGCUGCGCGCUUUUUGAUGUAUGAGUGUCUUCAGGAUUCAAACAUACUACAGCAGCAAGUUGGGGAACUAGACAGUAUUAAAGCCAUGAGUAGCAGAAAAGAUGAUGAUAACCUCCUGAGAAUGACAAAGGAUGACCUGCAGCGCUGGAUCCAGGCAGAGGUGGACCGAAACCCUCAUCUGAUGCAGAGACGUGAACAGCUGACGCGGGUGGAGGACUGGGUGAAGCAGAAGGAGACGGAAGCAACUUACACCCGCCUUUUGUACAGCAAUGCCUGCGAGUCAGUCCUUGAGUGCGAGUCAGUGAUGAAGGGUCUUUAUGGAAUGCUGGGACUGGAAUACCGAGAUGAAGAUUCGGAGGAGGAAGGGGGAGGAGAACCACAGGACAUCAUUCAUAUUACAGAUGACGAGGAGGAUAAGCAGGAAAAUAAUGUGCUAAAUGGGGAUGAUGACGAUAUCAUUGUCAUUGAUCUGGGAGCCACCAAAGAAUCCUUGGAACCAAUGCUUGAAAAGGUGACUGUGGCCAUUCAGAAGUCAUCCAGACUUGUUCAGGAUUUAGUCCAGAUGGUAAACAAAGCUUCCUCCAUGAGUGCUGCAUCACCAUCAUCAUUAUCUGACAUCUCUAACAGACCCUCGUCAGCUUCGACCCCUGAGACCAGCCGUUCUGAAUCGGUAACACCAAAGCUGGAAGUACCUGAAAACCCUAUUGCUAUAGUUAAGACCGAAUCUCUACCGAAAGUACCUGAAAUGUCCUUGCUUCUCAGCAAUUCAGAAAAAUACAAACCUAUUGCCGGUCAUAAGUCAGAUUCUAAACCAACAAUUAAGACUGAACCACAACUGACAGCAUUAACCCCUUGGGAAAUGAGCAUUUCAAAACAACAUGAAACUGCUACUCUUAACUCUCCAUCCUUAAAAUUAAUUAAGACUGAACCUCAAUUUACAGCAGUGAGUCCUUCAGAAACACCAGAAACCUUUGCUAGUCCUUAUUUUGGAUCCAUAGCAACAAUAAAGACUGAGCCUCAGUUGAUGGUAAUAAAGUCAGAAAUGACUUCGCCUCCAAGCACUUCAAAAUCUUUCAAAAUUCCAUCCAUUGCAUCAAUUAAGACUGAACCUCAGCUGAGAGCAUUAACUCCUGAAAUGUCUUUGCUUGAAAGUGAUUCAGUAAAGUCAAGCAGCUUUCAUUCAGAUCACAAAGCAACAAGUAACACUGAACUUAUGUUGCUGGCGAUAACUUCUCCUGAAGUCCUGAAAACAAGGGCCUGUCCUAAUUCAACAUCUGUAACAUCAAAGGAGACUGAUCCUCAAGUGCCACUAGUGACCCCUUCAGAAAUGUCUUCACCAUCAAGCAGUUCAGAAAAAAUGGAAACUUCUACCAGUGACGAUACAGCAAACGUAGAAACAAACCAGACUGAGCCGGAGUCGACCACAGAGGCUCCUCCUGAUGAGGCAUCACUGCUUCCUAGUCCAACGACUAGGCUGAGAUCUUCAAAAAACUCUGUGCCUGUAAGCAGCACUUCCAGCCCGCAAACGGAAACAACAAGAGCGCAAUCGCCUGCAGAUAGUAAUGAUGAACCCUCUGACACAGAGUACUUCUCUGCUAGUCCUGCUGACAGUGAUUAUGAACCCCCUGAGUCAGAGUCAUCGUCAGACAGUGAUUAUGAACCCCCUAAAUCAAAGUCAUCGAGAGACAGUGACGUUGAAUGCCCUAAAUCACAAUCUGAGUCUUCGAGAGACAGUGAUUUUGAACGCCCUAAAUCACAAUCAAAGCCAUCGGGAGAUAGUGAUUUUGAACGCCCUAAAUCACAAUCUGAGUCUUCGAGAGACACUGAUUUUGAACGCCCUAAAUCACAAUCAAAGCCAUCGGGAGACAGUGAUGUUGAACACCCUAAAUCACAAUCUGAGUCAUCUGUCGAUAAUAAUGAUGAUGCCAGCGGCAGUGAUGCUUCUGUAGAACCUUCCAGUCCUGACAGAAGUUCCAAGUCUUCAUCCAGUGAGUCCUCCAAGCAGCAAGAACAUAAAGAGAUAAAACUUAAAGUUGGCGUGGCAGUUUUGGGGAAAAGGAAACAUAACUUGUGGUGUAAAGGAACAGUACAAGAAGUCCAAACAGAAGAGGAUGGCCUCAGAUAUAAGGUGGAGUUUAAAAGUGGUAAAGAGAUGGUGCUGCCUGCUUAUCAUGUGGCCUCUCUGCAGCCUGCCAUACUCAAGGAUUUGUUUAUUGGCUGUCGUGUUGUGGCCAGCAGCAAAGAUGAUGAAGGAAAGGCCUCGUUUAAUGCUGCCGUAUUGGUUGAGCUUCCUGAGCGCAAGAAUCGCAUGAGGUUCUUGGUGUUUUAUGAUGAUGGUCUUGCAGCUUACCUGGCACUUCCAGACCUUCGUGUUGUCUGCAAACAAUUGAAAAAGGUGUGGAGGGACAUUGAGAAUGAGACAUUGCAGUUGCAGGUGAAGGAAUAUCUUCGUGUCUAUCCCAACCCCAUUGCUGUUGUGCUUCGCGCGGGGCAAGACACCAAGGCGAUACGGAAUGGCAAGUUUGAGUCCUGCACGGUGCUCCAGUUGGAUGGCAGCCUGAUCCAGAUCUGCUUUAAGAAAGACAAGCAGAAAGAGUGGAUUUAUAAAGGCUCAGACAAGUUGGAACACAUUGUAAAUAUCAAGAAACGUCUGGCUAAAGAUAAACCCCAGAAAAAAUCGCCUCAACAGAAAACGCAGCAACAACAACCUCAACAGAAAACGCAGCAACAGUCAUCUCAACAGAAAACGCAGCAACAGUCAUCUCAACAGAAAACGCAGCAACAGUCAUCUCAACAGAAAACGCAGCAGCAACAACCUCAACAGAAAACGCAGCAGCAACAACCUCAACAGAAAACGCAGCAGCAACAACCUCAACAGAAAACGCAGCAGCAACAACCUCAACAGAAAACGCAGCAGCAACAACCUCAACAGAAAACGCAGCAGCAACAACCUCAACAGAAAACGCAGCAGCAACAGUCAUCUCAACAGAAAACGCAGCAACAGUCAUCUCAACAGAAAACGCAACAGCCUGCUGUAACAGCAGGAAAUGCCACGCCUCAGCGCAACACAACUCCCUCCUCGACAGCAGUUCCCUCAGCAACUGUUACAUCAACAGCUGUAUCUCCUGUGCGGGUCACCCGACAAUCCGAUACAGUCAUCAAAAUAUCAUCUGUUAGCCCUCAAAAGAUCAUGUCGGCUGCUUUCCAGCCAAAAGUCAUCCUCCAGAGAUUGACAAUGCUUUCACCUGUCUUACAAGCUGUCUCAAAUUUAAGAAGUGCAAAACGACCUGCCCCUGAUGAGGAAGAAGAGUAUGUUUCUGAGGAAGAAGAUUGUGUUUUAAUGCAACACCAGUACAAGUCCAUAUACUUGCAUCAUCGCUGUUGUCCAGCAUGUGUGGAUGGGGUGAGACCGUCUCAAGUCGACAUGCAUCGUGGGGAAAAUCCACUUCUUAUACCACUGCUGUUUAAGUUUCGGCGAAUGACGGCUAGAAGGCGCAUCGAUGGAAAGGUGUUUUUCCACAUUUUCUAUCGUUCUCCGUGUGGGCGGAGCCUGUGCGACAUGCAGGAAGUGCAGGAAUACUUGUUAGAAACGCGUUGUGACUUCCUUUUCCUGGAAAUGUUCUGUAUGGACCCGUUUGUUCUUGUGAAUCGUGCCCGACCUCCUUCCACAUCAACCGGCAAGCCUCACCUCUACCUGCCGGACAUAUCAGAGGGCAGAGAGGUGUUGCCGGUGCCCUGCAUUAAUGAAGUGGACAAUACGCUUGCUCCUAACAUCAGUUACACCAAAGACAGAGUUCUAGCUCCGGGUGUUUCAAUCAAUACAAGCCCAGAUUUCUUGAUCGGCUGCGACUGCACAGAUGGCUGUCGGGACAGGUCGAAGUGUGCAUGCCACCAGCUGACCAUUGAGGCUACGUCUCUAUGCAGUGGAGGUCCAGUGGAUGUUAGUGCCGGAUACACACAUAAGAGAUUGCCAACCAGCUUGCCAACAGGGGUGUACGAGUGUAACCCUCUGUGCCGUUGUGAUCCGAGAAUGUGCAGCAACAGGCUGGUUCAGCACGGUCUGCAGCUGCGACUGGAGCUCUUCAUGACACAGCACAAGGGAUGGGGCAUCCGCUGCAGAGAUGAUGUGGCCAAGGGCACGUUCGUGUGUGUUUUCACUGGUAAAAUAGUAAACGAAGACCGAAUGAAUGAAGACGAAACGGUGUCUGGCAAUGAAUAUUUGGCCAACCUUGACUUCAUUGAGGGUGUGGAGAAACUAAAAGAGGGUUAUGAAAGCGAGGCGUACUGCUCGGACACAGAGGUCGAAACCAACAAGAAGAACAUAACAAUGAAAACAGGGCCGUUACGGAAAAACACUCUCUACCAAGACGACUCCAGCAGUGGUGAAGAACGAGAAGAACUUAUGGAACUGGACACAGAACAAGAGUCAGAAGUGAAUCACAUGUCCUUAGGUGAGAGAAAACAAUUCCAUAAGCCACAUGAAAUAUAUAAAGACAUUCAGAAGAAAGUGACCAAACAAAUGAGAGAGGACGGUAAGGAAACCUCAGGUCCAAAGCGUUGCUUUGCCAUAAAGUCAUUCCAGAGAAGAGUAAAACCUCUAGAAACCUUGAACGCAAAGAAUGAGAAAACGAGGACCGCUGUAACUGGCAACAACACCCGCAGACAGUUCAAUGGCGAGGAGACCUGUUACAUCAUUGAUGCGAGACAAGAGGGCAACCUCGGCCGCUUCAUCAACCAUAGCUGCAGUCCGAAUUUGUAUGUUCAGAACGUCUUUGUCGACACACACGACCUUCGGUUUCCCUGGGUGGCAUUCUUCGCCAGCAAGCGCAUCAAGGCGGGUACGGAGUUGACGUGGGAUUAUAACUACGAGGUUGGCAGUGUGGAGGGGAAGGUUCUGCUCUGCUGCUGUGGCUCUUUGCGGUGCACAGGAAGGCUGCUCUGAUAUGCUGCUUUCAACAAAAAACACUAAAACUCUCCUUGAGGUGUUCUCACUGUAAAAAGUUUUACCAAGCCAUCAGAAACAGCUGUGGCACUGUUCUGGAAGAGCGUUCCUGUCAUGACCCAUUGAAUAUGAAAAGUAUAUUAAAAUAUAUUAAAGUUUGUGUCGUUGCUUUUAUUUUAGUUUUGUUUUUAUUGUUUUUAACCUCUACAAGAAAUGUUGAGUCACUUAGUGAAUGUAAAUAAACUUUGCAAAUAUCAAAAACUAUGUUUUGUGUAAUAUAUGUCUUGAACGUCAUUUAUUGUCAGUGAAAUAUGCAGGUUAAAAAGCUGUGAAUGAACGACACUAUUAAAGUAAUAAUCAUGUUGAGGAAAGGGGAAUAAAACUUAUUUUAUAUGACAAUGG